Closterium sp. Naga37s-1 is the source of this 370-nucleotide messenger RNA. NCBI's taxonomy places the organism in Eukaryota, Viridiplantae, Streptophyta, Zygnematophyceae, Desmidiales, Closteriaceae. The record is from the annotation of a GenBank genome assembly.
GCGGAGAGCCCACACCGCAGCAGCAGAGCAGGGCAGUGCAGGUGGCGCUGAGGCUGUGGAGCUGGGCCAUGCCCAAGCGGGAGCAGCUGCAGGAGCAGUGCGAGACGGAGGAGGAGCUGAUGGAGGUGUGGCAUCGGUCCGCCUCAGCCAUCUGGCGAUCCGUGGCUUGCGGAGGUAUGCUGCUGGGGCUGGGGACUGGUGCGUCGGAGGCUCAAGUCUAGUGUGGUCCGGAGUGGUGACGAGGUGGGCUAGGCCUCUAGGAGCUGAUGGAGGUGUGGCAGCGGUCCGCCUCGGCCAUGUGGCGAUCCGUGGCGUGCGGAGGUAUGGUGCUGGUGGUAAAGGGUUUGGGGGAUAUGGUGCUAGCAGUUAA